Daktulosphaira vitifoliae (grape phylloxera) is the source of this 1140-nucleotide messenger RNA. RefSeq lists its product as uncharacterized. The record is from RefSeq and is a predicted model, not a curated record. The transcript is spliced from 4 exons. NCBI's taxonomy places the organism in Eukaryota, Metazoa, Arthropoda, Insecta, Hemiptera, Phylloxeridae. Bases 36 to 986 code for a protein of 316 amino acids.
AAUAAAAUUUUAAUUUUAAUUUUUUCUGAAAAAUUAUGAUUUAUAAAAUAAAUAAAGUAUUCUUGUUUAUUAUUUUAUUCAAUUUAUGUUAUGCAAUCAAUAAGUGUCCUACAAAAAAAAAAGUUUUACAAAAUAUUGUUACACGAUUACGUUAUACAAAUGUAUGUGAUGUGAAAACAAUUAAAUAUGUUGGUUCAAAUUAUACUAUCUUGGACAUAUUAAAAAUACCUUGUAGCUAUAAUUAUUUGUAUAAAAAAGCACGUCUAAUAACAUUAUUUCUUGGUUGUUUAUAUUCUAAUGUAAUGAAGUACAUUCUUUAUAUGUUAAUACAAUUGUCCAAAUACUGCCAAACUAUUGACUCUGAAAACGAUGAUAAAAUGUACAACUGUACUUUAGAAAUGACAACUUGUGCUAAAGCAACAGUUGAUAUGAUAUCAAAAUUAAAAGGAGCAUUAGAACUUGUUGAUAAUUAUCAUACUGUACCGUUGUUUAAAAAGUCGGUAAAUGACAAUUACAUUUUAAAUAAUGCAUUCAAUUUUUAUCCAUUUAUCAAUGACCGAAUAAAAGACUGUCCACCUUCACUAAUUAACUCAAAACGAACAAUGUCGAUAUUGAAGACUUCGGAAUUUUUUUUUAUUAAAAUAGGUAACUAUGUAAAUGAUGAUAUUAAGAAAUACUGUGAUCAGGAAACCGAAAAUUUGAAUGAAUUGUGGAGUAAAUGGUAUACAAAAUGUUUAAUUGAUACUGAAGAAUUUUAUAAAUAUAUAAGUAAAAAGAUAAAUGAUAAAAUUGAGGCAACUAUUACAAAGAAAUACACAGAGUUAGGUUUUGAGUACAACAAAAACAUGGAGACUAUCUACAAUUUUAAAGAUGAUUUCACAGACGAAAUAAUGGAAAAUAUGGAAUUGUAUGUCGAGGACCCGAUGCUAUCAGAGUAUUAUGAAGAAGAUAUCAUCAAAACUUGUCCCAACUAUGCUAAAAGAUGAAGAUUAUUCUGGUGACAUGAGAUCAUUCAGUUCAAAAUAAAGAAAAUAUUUUUUUGAUGAUGCUACUCCGUUAAUUUUAUUUAAACUCGAUAAUAGGUUUUUAAUUUAAAUUAUUCUGUUCAAAAUAAAUAAAAAAUAAAUUAUGCUUAUUAAA